Molecule: messenger RNA, 906 nt
Organism: Elaeis guineensis (African oil palm)
Lineage: Eukaryota; Viridiplantae; Streptophyta; Magnoliopsida; Arecales; Arecaceae
Product: protein LURP-one-related 8
Source: RefSeq, a predicted model, not a curated record
ACCACGAAGAGCUCCUCUUUUCUUAUCCCCUCCGAUAUCCGGCCGCCGGAAAGCCACCACAACAGCCGCUGCAACCAGUGGGUAACGAUGAAGGUCCACCCGAACGCCGCCGCUCCUGCCCUCGAGCUCCCAAUGCCCGCCAUCUCUUGUAGAGGAGGCGUCGGGGGGCGGCAGGAGGUGGCGGUGCUGACCGUGUGGCGGAAGUCGUUAUUAUUCAAUUGUAGUGGGUUCACCGUUUUUGACGCUAACGGGAGCUUGGUGUUCCGAGUCGAUAACUACGGGUCGGAUAGUAAAGGCGAGGUCGUUCUCAUGGACGCCGCCGGGAAGCCGCUCCUCACUAUCCGACGAAAGAAGCUGAGCCUAGGAGACCACUGGCUGAUCCAUAACGGUGAAGAGGCCGUCAACCCCCGGUUCUCCGUUAAGAAGCACGUGAACCUCUUCAACUCCAAGGCGCUAGCGCACGUGGCCCCAUGCAGCGGCGGCGGCGGUGUGGAUUAUGAGGUCGAGGGCUCGUACUCGCAGCGAUGCUGUGCGGUCUACGACGAGCAGCGACGGCCAGUGGUGAAAGUCCACCGUAAGGAGCCUACCGCCAGCGGGGUGGCGUUCGGGACUGAUGUCUUCCGUCUCGUUGUUCAAGCAGAGCUCGACACCUCGCUUGCCAUGGCCAUCGUCAUUGUCCUCGAUCAGAUGUUCUGAUCGCGAGGGCCUCUGAUGGAGGGCUGAGAUUGAGAGUUAGUUAGGGGUCGUAAGUUGGAAGGGUUGCUGCCCCUCUUUUCUUUUUUUUUUUCCAUGGUUGCUGUUUGUUGCAAAGCAUGAUUAAAAAGACUUUUUGUUGAACAAAUUAUAUCCUUCGCCACAUGCACAUUCUAUUCACCAACGUAGUCAUGCAUCACACUAAUCAGCUCA